Colossoma macropomum (tambaqui) is the source of this 1241-nucleotide messenger RNA. RefSeq names its product chromosome unknown C2orf50 homolog (gene cimip5). Lineage: Eukaryota; Metazoa; Chordata; Actinopteri; Characiformes; Serrasalmidae. The record is from RefSeq and is a predicted model, not a curated record. The coding region runs from base 210 to 677 and encodes 155 amino acids. The transcript has 3 exons.
ACAAACCAAAAAAACUCUAAGCGGUGUUCUCGGGUAGUGAUUGCAGUGAUGGCAUAGCAACCAGAACAAGCUAACAGGCUAAUACUGAGGAGAACUGUUUGAGAGAGUUUAGGCGGACAAAAUUAAAAAAAAAUAAUAAUAAUAAUUGUUAUAUAAAUAUUUUUAUUGUUAUAUUUUAGUAACAAAUCAAUAUUUUGGUCUUGUGAACGAUGGACAGGAAAAGAACCGUCAGGAGAGCCACUUCGGCGGGUUAUCGUUUACCGGAGCGACCGAGCGUUGCCCUCGCCUCGCAGUCCUCGGUGUCUGUGGGGAGACCCUUGCCGGGCAGGACACGAAGCAGCGAGCCGCCGGAGCGAGAUAUCGACACCCGAGACCCGGUAAAACAGGACCAAGUCUGGCGGGAGUUCGUGCACAACGAGCAAACCGGAGCGAAGGAGUGGGAGAAGAACUGGAGCUUUCUAAAAGACUUUGACCAGCUGGGUCGCCCCAGGACGGAGCCCCCCCUCCCCAGCUAUGUGCCUCUGUACUCUGACACAGUUCCCAACACCACCAACCAGACGUUUGGCAGCCGGGUGUGUACUGAGCUGGGUAAAGAGCUGAUGCGGAUUGACAAGCUGCUGAUUCUAACAGCAUCACACCGAAAGACCAAACAGAGUCCUGAGAUGCAGCCCUGCUGACAUCUGCUACCGUGACAGGCGGUCACAACCAUUAUUUUAGCUGAGAGAUUUUAGUUACAGGAGAACCAAAACAUCUCCAAACAGAACUAACUCUACACUGCUAAGAAGAUGCGUUAAAUGGACUUGAUUCAAAUGUGUACAUCAGGACUAAAAUAUAUUACAUCAGCACAGUUAUUGUCAAAAGUAUGUGAACAGGCAGACAAAACCUGUGCUGAUAACUGGCAACAAACACAUUUGAAUCAAGUGCAUUCAGUAAUUUGUGCCGAAAAAAUUUCGUUUUAAUGCUAAAAUGGUAAAUCUGCUCUAAAAGGUUUCUCUUGGUGCAGAAAUACUGUAUACACUACUGUUUAAAAGUUUCGAAUCACUGUUCAAAACACUUUUGAAUAAUGGUUUUGUUGCAGAUACAGGUAUAACGAUUCUGAUAUGAUGCUAAUUUGCUAUAGGUUUCAAACAAUUUAUAGGAAGCUGUACAAAUUCAGAAAUGUUCCAUUAUAAACGCAGCUGUAGAUGAUUCCGUUAUAAUGGAGAAAGCUGUACAGCAGGGGUCUUUAAUUAAAAUUCAAU